Molecule: messenger RNA, 1106 nt
Organism: Monopterus albus (swamp eel)
Lineage: Eukaryota; Metazoa; Chordata; Actinopteri; Synbranchiformes; Synbranchidae
Gene: ak2
Product: adenylate kinase 2
Biological process (GO): ADP biosynthetic process
Molecular function (GO): ATP binding; AMP kinase activity
Source: RefSeq, a predicted model, not a curated record
ACUGUUGCAAAAAAGUAGGCGGUGGCGCUUCCCUUACUGACCAACUUGGCGGAAGUGCACCCGGGCGACAGGAAUAGUUUGGUGAACUUUUUGCGCUGGUGGUAUUCCUGGUCCAGAUAUGGCCCCCAGAACGCAGUUAAAGGAGGCGAUAGCCGAUGUACAGGAGGGGAUCCGUGCUAUACUGCUCGGACCACCCGGAGCCGGGAAGGGGACUCAGGCCCCUGUGCUAGCAGAGCGGUAUUGUGUUUGCCACCUGGCCACUGGAGACAUGCUGAGGGCCAUGGUGGCUUCAGGCUCCAAGCUCGGCAAGAAGCUCAAGGAGACCAUGGAUGCUGGCAAACUGGUCAGUGACGAGAUGGUUGUGGAGCUCAUCGAGAUGUCUGUAGAGCCAGCCUGCAGUAAUGGAGUCCUGCUGGACGGGUGCCCGCUAACAGUCAAACAAGCAGAGAUACUCGACAACUUGUUGGAAAAGAGACACGAGAAGCUGGACUCUGUGAUCGAGUUCGCUGUCGACGACUCUCUGUUGGUACGCAGGAUCUGUGGCAGACUAAUCCACCAACCAAGUGGCCGCUCCUACCAUGAGGAGUAUAACCCCCCCAAAACGCCCAUGAAGGAUGACGUAAGUAGACUCGCUAUCAGCCACCGCAGUGAUGACAACGAGAAGACACUGCUCUCCCGCCUGGAUGCCUACCACCGGCAGACUGUCCCUCUGGUGCAGUACUACAGCGCCAGGGGUCUGCACACGGCCGUCGAUGCCUCUCGGAGCCCAGAUGUCGUCUUCGCCUCCAUCGUAGCUGCUUUCACCGCUGCCACAGAAAUCCCCGCCCGAGCCACCGCCUCUGGUUGAACCCCGAGCUGCUCCAUUCCCACCCAGGCGAAGGAUUGGAGCUGGCAAGAGAGCUGUGAAAACCUGGAGGUCGGCUGGUUGGUCUCCAACUUGUAGUGAAGCUGCUGAGUGGUGUGUGUACACACUGCAUGGACAGUUUCAGACACAGCAGCCCCAAAACAAACCAGUUAUGUGGCUGAGUUUGUAGGGCACACAGAGGCAUCAAGACGCGCGUCAGAGAAGCUCAGGGCAAUGUAAAAACACAAAUGGCAUUUAAAAA